Messenger RNA from Striga asiatica, 416 nucleotides. The record is from the annotation of a GenBank genome assembly. NCBI's taxonomy places the organism in Eukaryota, Viridiplantae, Streptophyta, Magnoliopsida, Lamiales, Orobanchaceae.
AAACCCACACUGCUUUUAGCCACCCAACAAGAGACAGCAACUUCCAACAACCUCAAAGUACAUAUCCUUAUAUCCACAGCUCUAUGGAUUUCAAGCUAAAUAAAUAUAAUCUCAAAAAUCAUUACACGCCGCACAAGACCCAAGCCCAAAGUGCAAUAGCAAUAUCAGAAUCUCAGCAAUCUCGAAUACAACACAAUCGAGCUUCAAACAGCAAAACUACCAUUAAAAAGAGGACUGAUAAAACAAGAUCAACCUUGUUUAACCAAGGAUCGUUGAGAAUAUCCGUGCCGCGCUUGUGCACGAUGCAAGGUCCGGGAAUCGCGGUCGACAUCGCCCGCCGCCGGCACUGGCGGAAGCCCGACGCCACAGAUCGCGCCACCCUCCACAUCACCUUGCCUCGAUCGAAAUCCAAAAAU